Xenopus laevis (African clawed frog) is the source of this 993-nucleotide messenger RNA. Its product is annotated as olfactory receptor 1019. The record is from RefSeq and is a predicted model, not a curated record. Lineage: Eukaryota; Metazoa; Chordata; Amphibia; Anura; Pipidae. The transcript has a single exon. The coding region runs from base 1 to 993 and encodes 330 amino acids.
AUGAAUAAAUUAACAUUGGAAAAUCAAUCAGCGGUUACCAGAUUUACUGUGCAGUGCUUUUCUGACAAACAAGCUCUCCAGACCCCUCUAUUUAUGGUCUUUCUUCUUGCCUUCCUCAUAAUUCUCAUUGGAAAUGUCAGUGUUUUUGCAGUUAUUACACUUAGUGUCCAACUUCACAAACCCAUGUACAUAUUCCUGGGCAGUCUCUCCUUCCUGGAUAUCUCCUCCACCUCAACGACUCUCCCAAAACUAUUAGCCAUGCUGCACACACAAGACAAGACCAUAUCAAUCACAGGCUGCAUGGUUCAGUUUUAUUUCAUCAUGGCAUUCGAUUGCAUUGAAUUUAUUCUCCUUUCUGCAAUGGCCUAUGACCGCUAUGUGGCAAUUUGUUACCCACUUCACUAUGCUUUACGUAUGAGCCUGAAACAUUGUGCUAAGAUUAUAGUUGGUGUGUGGGUCGCUGGCUUUCUGGCCCCAGUUAUACACACUGUGCUAAUGACAAACUUGUCUUUUUGUUCAUCCAAUCACAUUAAUCAUUUCUUGUGUGAUCUCACCCCAGUGCUAAAGAUUUCCUGCAGUGACACCUCCCUUAUAGAGAUGAUCACUUACAUUGAUGGGGUAAUUGUGGCUUUUAGUACAUUCACAAUCACCUCAGUCUCUUAUGUUUUUAUAUUGUUUAAAAUACUAAAGAUUCAUUCAUCCCAGGGUAAGAAAAAAGCCCUUUCCACCUGUACCUCCCACCUCACUUGUGUUAUCAUCUUUUAUGGAAGCAUCAUCUGUUUGUACAUGAGACCAACAAAAUCCAUCAGUCCCAAUCAGGACGUAUUUGCUCUGCUUUAUGCUGUAUUGGUCCCUAUGCUAAACCCUUUCAUUUAUACUCUGAAAAAUAAAGAAUUUAAAGCUAAUUUAACGAAAAUUGGUAGUAGAAUGUCUUCCAUUUUUACAAGAUUUAAUGGCAUAAAUAAAUCACAAAACAGUCUUUUCAUUAACUGA